UAAACGCCAACUACUCACACGGCAUUUAGUGUGAUACAGCGUUAAGAAAUACACCUAUACCGACACCGUAUUAUAAUAAUAUUUAAUUUAAAACGUUAACGCAAUGUUCUUUCGAAUACCGUUAGCGGGCCUUUGUCUGGUCGCCAUCGUCUCAACGCUAGACGUCAACGGUGAGCAGAUUUCAAAAACUACACAGUUCUUGGCAAACGCUGCACUUCAGGCGACCAUCGAAGACCGGUACAACUACGUGUCGUCCCCUUUGGCCGCCUCGAUUAUCCUGGGAUUGGUGACAGAAGGAGCAGAGGGUGAUACUAAGAGUGAACUGCUGGCAGCCUCGGGAUCCAACGAAUUGUUGGACAAGGAGGCGUACAAGAAGGUGCUCACUUCGAUCAAGGGGUUGUCAUCCGACGGAACGUUACAGAACAAGGUGGUGCUCAAAAAUUUCGUGUAUGUCUACAAAAACUACAGCGUCCACGAGUCGUUCGCCGAGUUAGCUAAGGAGUAUUACUUGGCAGAUGUCAAGAGCGUGGCAAGACCAGACUUGGAGGUCCGCAUUCUCCAGACUCGGGAAGACGUCACAAACACCGCGUUUAACGAACACGCCAUGCUGAUGUUCAACGGGUUCUCUUUGGAAAUGAGUUGGCCGACGAGCACUUGGCACAGGACUUCAGUGUCUUGGGACGGUAAUGUGAUUAGAGCAUUUGGAGCGGCCGGCAACUUUGCUCUGGGCUACGUACCGUCAGUAGAUUGUACAGCUUUCAAGUUACCAUACAAGAACACGGAUUACAGUCUGCUAGUGCUUGUACCAAAAACCAAAAGUACAUUGGACGACACGCUUAAAAGCCUGCCCGAAAACAGCAUCGAUGAAAUCACAAAGACGUUGACUAUGAAACCGGCUUUCGUCACGAUGCCAUGUUUUGAAAGUAGCAACAUCACUUCCUUUAAAUCUGUUUUAAAAGAGAAAACAAAGGUAAACAGAGUUUUCACCGAAACAGCCGACUUGUCAAACAUAUCGUCUGACAAACUGUACUUAGACGACAUGGUUCAACAGGCAGGUAUUGAAGUAUGCAUCGAUGGAACAUCAGCUUUUUCAUUAUCUAGUUCAGCGUUUGCGCCUCAAAGAGUCAUCAAAGAGUAUAUAGUUGUUGACAAACCAUUUGUGUACAUCUUAUACAAUGAGAGUAACAACGUAAUACUCGUCGCUGGUAAAGUAGAACAACCCAACUGGCAAGAAACAGAGAACAAUUCAAACACUGAUAUUGAAACUAUCAAAAUGUAGGAGAACGAUAUCUACUAGCGCCUCAUGGCCGAAAUUAAUUAUUAAGUUUUAAAAUUAGCAAGUCAUAAUUAUUUUUAGAACAUGUAUUUAUUAAAUUAUUAUUAUACUAUACAUUAUAUAAUAAAAAUAUAGUUACACUAUUUACACAA
Molecule: messenger RNA, 1428 nt
Organism: Adelges cooleyi (spruce gall adelgid)
Lineage: Eukaryota; Metazoa; Arthropoda; Insecta; Hemiptera; Adelgidae
Product: serpin B5-like
Exons: 7
Coding region: 104-1279 (391 amino acids)
Molecular function (GO): serine-type endopeptidase inhibitor activity
Source: RefSeq, a predicted model, not a curated record